This is a messenger RNA of Amaranthus tricolor (Joseph's coat), 2489 nucleotides long. Its product is annotated as granule-bound starch synthase 1, chloroplastic/amyloplastic-like. The coding region runs from base 312 to 2141 and encodes 609 amino acids. Gene Ontology annotation, molecular function: alpha-1,4-glucan glucosyltransferase (UDP-glucose donor) activity. Lineage: Eukaryota; Viridiplantae; Streptophyta; Magnoliopsida; Caryophyllales; Amaranthaceae. The record is from RefSeq and is a predicted model, not a curated record. The transcript is spliced from 14 exons.
AUGAUAAUCUUCCAUUAUCUUGAGGCCAACAAAUUUCCUCUUAAAAAAAUAUAUUUUCUGACUCAAAUAAAAAAUAAUACUCUGUUGAAUAUUUAUUGAGGCAAAUAAAAAUCAACCAUUAAAAUAAUGCCACGAGUAAUAACACGUGAGAAGGAUUUUGGAAUCCUACAAAUAACAUGAGGUUGUGCAUUAAAAUCAGUAUCAGUGUCCAACAACAAGAGUGUCCACUGAUCUUCAGAUUACUAUUCUGAGACAAAGCUCUCUGCUUUCUUCUUUCAGAUUUCUCACUUAACCCAGUUUCAGGCUAAGCAAUGGCAUCUGUUGCCACUUCUCACUUUGUUUCUAGAAGUGCAUAUUCUGCCGUUCCGGAAAGUAAAGCAGCUUUGGCUCAGAUUGACCUUAAAACCCUCCUCAGCACUCAUAAUGGGUUGAGGUCAUUAAACAAAGCUGACAUGCUACAGAUGAAAUCCAAUUCAAAAGCAUUGACUAAGAAUGUAAGAAGCAAAGUGAGCAAAACCCCGAAUGAUCUGCCACACAGAGCUACUAUUCGUGGAAUGAACAUUGUGUUCGUCGCAACUGAAUGUGAUAAGUUUUGCAAAACUGGUGGUCUUGGUGAUGUUGUUGGUGGACUCCCACCAGCUUUGGCUAAAAGAGGACAUAGGGCAAUGGCAAUCAUCCCUCGCUAUGACCAAUACAAAGAUGCAUGGGACACCAAUGAACUUGUUGAGUUGAAAGUUGGAGACUCACUUUUCAUGGUCCGUCUCUUCCAUACUUACAAAAGGGGAGUAGACAUUGUUUUCGUGGACCAUCCAAUGUUCCUUGAGAAGGUAUGGGGAAAAACUGGCUCGAAGCUCUAUGGUCCUACAGCUGGUUCAGAUUUUGAUGACAACCAAAUUCGUUUCAGUUUACUCUGCCUGGCUGCUUUGGAGGCUCCUAGAGUUUUGAAUUUGAACAACAAUCCGAACUUCUCUGGCCCUUAUGGGGAGGACAUUGUGUUUGUUGCCAACGACUGGCACACUGGCCUGCUUCCAUGCUACCUCAAAUCCAUGUAUCAAUCUAAGGGUAUCUAUAAAAAUGCCAAGGUUGUCUUCUGUAUCCACAACAUAGCUUACCAAGGGAGAUUCGCCUUUGAUGAUUUCUCAAAACUCGGCCUUCCUGAUGAAUUUAAGGGUUCCUUUGACUUCAUAGACGGGCACGUUAAGCCAGUUAAAGGAAGGAAAAUCAACUGGAUGAAGGCCGGUAUCUUGGAGUCCGACAGGGUAGUGACUGUCAGUCCAUAUUAUGCUCAGGAACUCCUCUCGGGCCCUGCUAAAGGAGUUGAGUUGGACAAUGUAUGUCGUGUGGCUACUCUUACAGGCAUCACCAAUGGCACCGACACCCAGAUCUGGAACCCAUCAACUGAUGAAUAUAUUUGUGUCAACUAUGACAAAACUACGGUAAUGGAUGCAAAACCACUUCUAAAAGAAGCCCUUCAAGCAGAAACUGGGUUAGAGAUUGAUCCAACAAAACCAUUGAUCGGAUUCAUUGGUAGACUCGAGGAACAGAAAGGUUCUGAUAUUCUUACUGCAGCAAUUCCAGAAUUCAUCGGAGAGGAUGUCCAAAUAAUUGUUUUGGGAACUGGUAAAAAAGCAAUGGAGAAGCAAAUAGAAGAACUUGAGAUCAAAUAUCCAGGCAAAGCUAUCGGAGUGGCAAAGUUUAAUAGCCCUUUGGCUCAUAUGAUAAUUGCUGGUGCUGAUUACAUGCUAAUUCCUAGCAGAUUUGAGCCGUGCGGUCUUGUCCAGUUGCAUGCCAUGAGCUAUGGAACUUUGCCAAUUGUUGCCUCUACUGGUGGGUUAGUGGACACAGUCAAGGAAGGCUAUACUGGAUUCCAGAUGGGUGCAUUUAGUGUUGAAUGUGAUACUGUAGACCCACAAGAUGUUACUGCUGUAGCCACAACUGUGAAGAGAGCCCUCAAAACCUACGGUACCCCAGCCAUGAAAGAGAUGAUCCAGAACUGCAUGUCUCAGGAUGUAUCUUGGAAGGAACCGGCUAAACUGUGGGAAAAGCUGUUGUUGAGCUUAGAAGUUCCUGGAAGUGAACCAGGUGUUGAUGCAGUAGAAGAAAUUACUCCAAAAACCGAGAAGGUUACCGCUGCUGUAUGAUAUUUUCUGCCCUACAAGAUUAUAAACGCUGUGGAAUCUACUAACGGUACAUAAUACUACCCGUGCUGACGUUUACAUCUAAGGGAAUAAUUCAGCACUCCGAUUUCAUCCUUCAAUCUACCACUUAUGUGGAAUACCUAAGGGUGCACGCUAUGGCACAUUCAAAAGGCUAGAAAUGUAUAAGUUUGUAUAAAUCCGUUGUUCCUAUGGUAUCAGGUGCGGUUUUUUGCGCAUCAUUGUGCUUAUGUACGUGUUGCUAAGUUCGUGUGUAGGGUGCAAUAACACUCUGUGCCUGAAGCAAUCAGUUGUAGUAUGAGAUUGUGAAAUCAGUAUAUGAAGUUUUGAAGA